CGACGGUCAGUGUUCGCACGUUCGCCAGCAGCGUUUAGUAUUUUUUCGAAUCAGUCAGUAUUUAGUUGUUGUCGAGAGCGCUAUUGGUUGUGUGUAGCGGGAGCCCCGACAGUCGCGUUUUAAUCGACAGAGCAGUGAAGAAAAAAGUGCAGAGAAGUGUCUCACAUACGAGAGUAAUAAGGCAGCAAGCAGCAGUAGCCAGCAGCAGCAGCAUCAUCACCCAGCAUCAGCAAUCGAAUCAACAUUUCAGAUUCCAGUGGAUAACGCCAAUCAGGCAGACAGUGGUUCCGACAACCUCGUUUGCCCUUCUGACGAUCAGCUGCAAGGUGAAAUAUACAUCCACUGGCACAGCAGUGCAAGUGUGUGUGUGUGUCUGUACUCACUCUCGUGUGUGCGUGAGUGUGUAGUGUCAUAGUGCGUACGAGCCACAAAAGGACACAUCAUCCAGACCUAAGUUCCCCUCCAAGUGCCCAGGACUCUCAACCUUAUCAAGUGCUCGAACCGGGAAGAUCGAUCGUCACACGAUCGCUUGUACCCCUGUCGCGUGUGCGUGUGCAGAGCGAACCCCGGACCGGGAACAGUGAACAGUGUGCGCGUGAACGAAAGAAACGUCCUACAGUUGCGUUGUGCACCAGUCCAUAAGUAGUAGUAGUGGAGUGCUGGUGGAUCGUCGCCUGCUCCCGUUUGGCCGCUUGGUUUUAGUUGUUGUCCGUUGCGUGCCGCUACGGAUAUCCGCCGCGAGAAGUGCAAGUGCAACGACGUGUUACCCGACGCAGCAGUUGAGCAAAAGCACGAGCAGGCCUGGAGUAGAAAGAAGGCGAGGAAGCAACCGUUUUAGAAUCCGCGUGUGUGAAACAAAAAGAAAAGAGCGCCGCAUUUCAGUCCAGUUCGGCGUCCAGUUCAGCAGCUCCACACACUUAUCUGCCGUAGUACUUGCGGAAGCUGUACUGUGUGCGUGUGCGCGCCCUCUUGCUGUGUGUACCGAACCGUGUGCCCGGCGAGCAGAAGUAGUAGUAGCAGUGGUCGUUGCGUGGUGCGUACGUGUGUGCCAUACGCAGUAGUAGACGGCUAACUGCCCCGUCUCAACGCGUCCCAUUCUUUUUCCCGUGUGGCGGAUCAGCGGAAAAUUGGUUUUCAUGAUAUCUGCUUGGAUAAAUCCCUAUAAUGAGAAGUGCGGAACUUUAAAAGUUCCCGACUCUUACUCCCAACGGAUCAUGGACAGCUAUCAUGUACAGGCGCAUCAGCAGACCAGUUACGGCAGCAACUGCUCUAAUGCCUCCAGCCGCCAUGGUGCCGCCGGAGGUGCCGGAGCGACGACGACGACGACGAUCUACACCAAUCCACAUGCCUACCCGGUGGCCACGUUCAACUACACGACGAUGAGCUACGCCCAUUCGGAGGGUGGUUCGGUUUCGCCACCGCCCUCGCCCCGUUCGAACAGCUCCAUCUCGUCGGCGUACUCGUCCUCGUCGUCGACGACCGCAUCGCUGGCCGCCUCGUCCGGUUCGUCCUCAUCGUCCGCUUCGUCGACCUCGUCCUCAUCGUCCUGUAUCUCAUCGGCCGGUUCCGAGACCGGUGCCUCGUACGAGCAUCUGGACAUUUCGGCCCAACGGUUGGCGGUGCUGUCCUUCGAGCAGGUGAUGAAGCUGAACGACGUAAUGAACGAGCCGGUAUCGAUACACGGCCGCGGUAACUUCCCUACGCUCGAGGUGAAGCUGAAGGAUCUGGUGAACAUUGUGCGCGAGAAGCUGGAGGCGGAGGUGGUCGCCGGUGGUGCUGGAAUGACGGUAAAGGACAUUCGUCUGAACGGCGGUGCAGCUAGUCAUGUGUUGGCGUCCGAGCCGCAGCCAUACAACGAUCUCGAUCUGAUUUUCGCCGUCGACUUCAGCACCAGCCGGAGUUACGAUCGCGUCAAGUCGGCCGUACUGUCCUCGCUGCUCGACCUGAUGCCGGAGGGUGUGGUGAAGCGCAAGAUCACGCAGUGCUCGCUGAAGGAGGCGUAUGUCGGCAAGAUGGUGAAGGUGAACAGUGACGGCGAUCGCUGGAGCCUUAUCUCGCUCGGCAACUCGCCCGGCCACAAGAACGUGGAGCUGAAGUUUGUCGACACGAUGCGCCGACAGUUUGAGUUUAGCGUGGACUCGUUCCAGAUCGUGCUCGAUUCGCUGCUGCUGUUCUACGACUGUGCCGAGAUGCCGAUGAUUACCGAAAACUUCUAUCCGACCGUGGUGGGCGAGUCGGUGUAUGGCGACUUCCAGGAGGCACUGUACCAUCUGCAGAAGAAGCUGAUCUCUACGCGCCAACCGGAGGAGAUCCGUGGGGGCGGUCUGCUCAAAUACUGUAACCUGCUGGUGCGGAACUACGUGCCGGUCGAUCCGCAGCGCAUCAAGACGCUCGAGCGGUACAUGUGCUCGCGCUUCUUCAUCGACUUUCCCGACAUCGGGCAGCAGCGCAGCAAGCUGGAGUCGUACUUGAAGAACCACUUCUUCGACGAGGGCGAGGAGCACCUGCAGCACCAGUACCUGAUGCAUUUAUUCGAAGUCGUCGAACAGUCGACCGUGUGCCUGAUGGGGCACGAGCGCCGCCAGACGCUCAUGCUGAUCGAGUCCCUUGCCAUGGAGAUCUUCUACCGCGAUCACCAGCAGCACCAGCACCAGCAGCAUCAGCACCACCAGCAGCAGCAGCAUACGGCCGGUCUGAUCAGCACGGCCACCAAUGUCCAGUCGUCGGCCACUCACACUCAGCAGCAGCAGCAGCAACAGCAGCAGCACGCUACCACGCUUCAGCUCCAGACGCAAAUGUCCCAUCUGUCGCUGUCGCCCCAACAGCUCUCCCCGCAAUCGCCCACACUGAUGGCGGCCCAUUCGCCGAACCACCAUCAGCACCAGGCGCAAUCGCAACAGCAGCAGCAGCAGUCGCAAGCAUCUCCACAGUGUCCGACCACGGCACAGCAAGUACAAUCGCAGCAGCAGUCGCAGCCGGCGGCGCAACAGCAGUCGACCGCCCAGAUCACCCAGACGCAGGCGAUCGCACUCGCCCCGCAGCCGGGACUGCUGUACGCGAACGGAAUCUACUACGCACCGCUCAUUCCCUACACCCAGUGCACGUGCAACAGCUGGAUAACGACGUGAUUGGUCAGUUCGCUGCCGGCGGUGGCAGGCCCCAGUAGCAGCAUCAUCAGCAUUGCCGGCACCACCGACCUUUCGCCGGAGCUGGCCGCCGAAACAUCACCAUCCCCGCCCUCCUCCCAGCCCGCCCAUCCACCACCACCACCACCGUCACAGUCUCCACCAUCGAUACUGGUUCCCUGCUCAGCGAGUGUGUCCGCCCCGCAGGACUGUCCGUUCGCCUGUACCUCCCUCUAUCCGUCGCAGCCAUGCCUGUUGACGAGUGAGGUGGGAACGUCCCAGCAACCGAUCAUCCCAACCAACCCGACCGUAACGAUUUCGCCGGUCGAAUUGCAGCAGCCACCGCAGACGGCGACGACCACGACGACGACGACUCUGUCACCAGCCUCACCUACACCGUCAUACGUGUACGCGGUUCCUGGCGAACACUGCUACUACUACUACCCGUGUCAACCAGGGCUGCUGCUGGAAGAUGGUGGCGUCGAGCGAUGAUCAUUCACUAGCGUAAGUUGCUGAGUCCUACGUGGCUGUGACAAACAAAAAGCAAAAGAUGAAGGAAGCAUAAGCAUGCUAAAGCCACACACCCAUACAAUGCGUACAGGUAGCACGCGGGAAGCAGAAGAAUCUUCCCUGGAAGAGUGUGUGUGUGUGUGUGUGUGUGUGUUUUUUUUCUCCACACGGUGCGGUCGCGCUCGCAAAUAACGACUCAAUGCGUGCUUGCAGUGCUGCAAGCUGCGUCUUGAACGUCAUCCGUUCGUACGGUACCACCACCGUCUAGCGUCUAGUGUACCGCCACUCGGUAAGAACCAACACAGAACUACGGUUCAAACAUUUUAACCACACUAACGGAAGACGAAAGGCAAACAAACAAAACAAAAAAAAGGAUGUAAAAUUAAGUGGAAAGAAGAACGUGCCCCAAGUGAAAACCGAAAGCCACAACUAGAAAAAAGUGAAAAGAAAAAAGAGAGAGAGAGAAGGCAACACUUUAAAAAAAAGAGAAGAGAAGAAAACUUGUAGUACAAGAAGCAACACAGCGUACCAGGCAUGGAAAUUGAAAUAUCUGUAUGUUUAAAAAACAGUGAAAAUAUAAAUUUGAAGUAUUUUACCCGAAAAAAACACAGAACAAAACAAAAAAUCAGGCAAGCGCAACAAUGCAACCUAAGUAUGAACGAAAUGCGAAACACGCAAACAUUCUCGCAACACAUUUCUCGACCCGAAGCAAAGAGGUUCUUGCUUAAAUUUUGUUAUUUUGUUAUCCAAACACUUCAAAACUCUUCAAACCUGUUCCAGUGUCCAGUGUGUGUGUGUGUCAAUCACCCGACACUCGGAUGGGUGUGAGCUGGGUGAGGAUCCAGCUCACGAUCAGUCUGUUUGCGCAUGAGCAAACAUGUAAGCAUCCUCGUUUGAUGACCGUUUUUUUUUUGCCGGGAGGGAUUUCCCCCUUUUUUAUUUGAGCGAGUGGAGAGAGUGGACAUUUUGUGUGCGUUUGUUUGGUGUGUGCGGGCACCGCGUGAAAAUGGCGCGGGACAAUCGAACCGGGCAAACCACUUACCGAUAACGAAGCAAUCCAUCCCACGAGACACUUGCGCGGGAACGUGUUCAUUUCGAUGUAACUGUUUUGUGUGUUGGUGUGACCGUAGUGGCCCGUUUUUUUAUGAACUAUCUAUGUUUUGUCGCUUCGAAGGGUCGCCGUGGCACAUGGAGGCGCCUUGUCUUUGGUUCGCCACUAACUGAGUGUGUCUGUGUGCGUGUGUGCGUGUGUGUGUAUUGUGCCAUUAUGUGCUAGCAGAAUACCGAACAAAAAACCCCCGGUCGCAUAUUAAGAAGCAAAACGAGAAUUCCCUUCGAUCUGCAUGUACUUACGAUCCUUAAAACAAACGAUUUUAUGCCGCCCGUUUACGCCGAGAUGAUUGCGAGAAAAAAGCAAAUUCAACAACCAUUUUUAAUCGAUCCCGUAGGGAAGUGUGGGACAAGCCACAGCACCUGGGCACCUGGGUGUUUGGCAAAAGCUGGCAAAAUGCUGUAAAUAAUUGUAAAGGAAUCAUGUAUUUGAAGACUGCUGUUUACGUAAGAAAAAACAAAACAAACAAAAACCCCUUAACAAACAAAAACAAAACAGGAUCACGCAAUUUAAAGGAUGUGCCGUUCAAAGGGAACUGAGCGCCGUCCGGGUGUGCAUAUUGAAGCGAGUAAUCAAAACAAGCGAAUCAGUGCAUCAAGUGGUAGUUCGAAGCGCUAAGGAUGCACGGGAGGAUCUCACUCAACGCACGUGCACGUCACAGCAUACAGAUCCAGCUGCAAAUGAGCACACCCGCGGCACCUGAAGCUAUAACGAGAGAAAGAUGUAUAAAUAUAUUUUCGAUUCAAUGUUGGAAUGCUCUGGCGCUGGCGUUUAUUUACCGCAAAAGGACUCCCUUGCAACAUCCCACGUGCGAAGAAGGGAUAUUAGGAGUCAAGCGGAGCGUAUGAGGAGGAUGUUUGGUUGGGCGAUUGUUUAGUGGCGAAGAGGUAGUAUCUAGCAAGAAGAUUGCAGAACAUCAGGACGAGAGAGAGAGAGAGAUUCAGAGAGAGAGACAAAAACAAAACAGAAGAAAAAUCUAAUUACUGAGACAUGGCUGUGUUUAUUCCUCCUCACAAUUUGUUUUUAAGAUGCUAUAGAUACCAGCGACGAUGCGUAACCGGGAAACCGGGUUGAGUGAAAUUAGGCGGGUUUAGAAGUGUCUACCGGACACACGAGGUUGCGGUGCAGCGAAAAAAAACCCCUAUUCGGAACGGACGAUAACAAGCUAAUCCAUUGCAGAAGAAAUUUAAAGAGUUUCCGUCGGAUGAGAUCACUGGUGCGGACAGGCAAACGGAAAAGAAGUAACCUGACUGUCUGAGUGUGUCUGCUGUAGGUGAUAACACUGGGCGGACUGUCGGACGGGGAGACGAACACGGCACUCAUUGUUAAUGCAUAAUAUGCUUUUAAACUAAAUAUUUGUCCAACUGUGUGUGUGUAUGCAUGACGACUGUGGCUCGUGACUUCCAUUAGCUCCAACUCCCUCCCACUGGAGUUGGGUGGAGAGUGUUUUGGGGAGGAAGGGGGGGCAAAACUUGUCGCGGGCAGGUUGUGUGGCGAUCAGCGAGAUUUCAAAACUGUUGCAAAGAAAGCGCUACGUAUUUUACUUAAUAAUGGGAAGGGGGUGGGGAAUGAUGUUAAAUCCUGGUUGAAAAGGAAGGACCGUCUAACAACGAGAACAAUAUUUGGAUAUGCUCUCUGGAUAAUGAAGAGAAAGAGAGCGGGGGAAAAAAGGAGUGAGCAGGGAGCGCAUAACAAACCGUAUACUAGUGUCUGAAGUUCGAUAAAUGUGAAAGGAUUGCAACGGAUGCUGCGCAGAGAUAGUCAGAAGAAAUCAAACACAGGCCAUGCCGGUUAAAGAAGCAAACAUAAGAAGAAGAAAAAAACAACAAAAAACUACAGUAAAAACAUGCAAAAAAAAUCAUUACAAUCGAAAACAAAACACAAAUCAAGACAUAGAAAUACAGCAGAAAAGCAUACAAGAGAAAAGUCACUACAAAAGUAAAGCAAAGCAAGCAAGUAAUCAUCAUUAAAAAUAGUUGUGUAAAGCAAAUCCACAUACAAAAUGACUACUUCUAUACAUUUAUACGAUUUAUCGCAAAAGCUCUAUCGCGCCACGGAUGCGUUAGAAUAAAUCGAUGUCUUGCCAAAAGUAGGAACACAAACAAACCACUUUCAGCCCACUUUCUUCCUCUCAGGCAUUGACGGCCAAGAGGAAGAAAUGGGAAAAGAAAACUACUGACACAAGAGAAGAAAAGGAGACAAGGAGAGAGAGAGAGAGAGAUACACAAAUACACCGAGAAAUCAAAGCUGAGGAUCGCGAGGAUCGAACCGUAUUCUUGUCACACUAACUAACGUCCAAGUGUAAUUUUUUGUAUCGCUUCUUUCCCCCAAGAGUGUCCUCCUUUCAAGGGGACUACAGAGGACUACUCCGCUACCAUGCGGAGGUUUUUUUAGGCAGUAUGCUAUGUUGAUUAAUUAUUAGGUUAAAAUGUUAAUUGCGCUACACAGGUCACGAGGAUACAAAGCACCUCGGAAGGCCCUUUGGUAGGAAGUCCUGGUGUUGCUAUUCGCUUCCUUUGUGCACACAGGAAGCCAUCAACCAUGUAAGGGAUAAUGGAAGGAGCUGGCCGACGAUUUCUAAACAUGCGAUAUCGACGUGCGAUGGAACACUGAAUGGCACCGAACCAACCAAACAAAAAAGCGACUUACUUCAAUCUAAAUUACUGACUCACCAACAAAUCAACGACUUUCACGAUCGCUUGGCGGUGAUGGGAUCAUGAUCACCCCAAGCAAAUUCCAUCUCCCGCGCACAAUGGGCAGAAGAUGGUAACGGUGGCCAACGCACGACACGGCCUCCAAUGACUGAUUUUUUUAAACAUCCUGAUAUUCGAUGAAUCACAUCCUUUAGUGUAUGCCACCAACUGCGACAGAAUACGGUUAGCUCUUAGGGAAGGAACUGGCCGGUAGGAACACUUUGAAGGAACGCAGGUAACACACGCCAGACACGACACAAACGACACGGAAGGGAGAGACGAACACCGUUUUUUUGCAUUCCUUUGGUUCUUUAGUUUGUAACUUCCAAUAACUACUAGCACUUACAAAACAGGUUCACCGACACUGGCACUAAUCAGUGUGGUUUUAAGGGUUUUAAGUUGAUUUGCAAAUACAAAACACUACCAAGAAACCCCAGCGAAACACACCUGAAAACCACUGCAAACUGCAAUAGAGAAAAGGGGACAAAGCAGCUCAAAGUGAACAAACUGAACUCCCAAACAAACAAACAAACAAACACACAAACAAGCAAAAGGUAAACAGAACAUAGAGACAAGAUGGAGAAAAAAAAAACAAAACAAACAAAUCGACAAAAAAGAUGAUAAAAGAGACCGAAGCGGAGGAGCUUUGAAGGAAACAGAAACAAAAGAAGAAGAAGAAGAAGAAGAAAAACAACACACAUAAUUAAUACCUUCUACUACUUUACAAUGGAUGUCGAUAAUCUAUGCGAGAAAGAGAAAUAUACGUAUGAGAACAAAAGAAAAAAAAAUACAAAGAAACAAACAACAAACAAAACAAAACAAAACAAAACAACAAAAAAACUAAAUAAACAAAGGCAAUGUGUCUAAUGUGAGGGUAAGGUAAAAGCAAAAAGCAAAACAACCUUACACAAAAAAAAAACAAACAAACAAACAAACAAACUAUAAUUGCAAAACUGCAAGCAAAAAAAGUACAUUCAAAACUGUGUGAAAAAUGUGAAAAAAUACAUGAACUUGUGAAGUUAUUACAAACUAGAAGUAUAUAUACAUAUAUACAUAAAUAUACAUAUACAAUAUAUAAAAUAGCUAAGCAGUAGGGUAACCGUAAGAGUAAAUGCAUCAUCCGUAUUGCGGUUUAGGGGCACGCGUUUUCCUUUGUCCGGUUUUUCUGUUUUUGUUGUUGUUGUUCUCUCCCUUCACGGGACGACGGGGGGGAGGGAAAGGGGAGUUGAAGGUUGGUGGGUGGGGGGGAAGGGUUUGUUAUCUGGAAGAUUGUUACGAAAGACGUGUAUAUGUUUAAUGAGAAAGGAUGGCGAGAGAGAGAGAAAGAGAUCGAGAGAGAGAUCGAUCGAGAGACAUCGAUCGAGGAAAAACACAAACAAAACCGAUGGCAGCGAUUAGCAAAGCAAGAAUAGAGCGAGAAUGCUACAGAAAGUCUCCAGACUCCCAAACUGAAGCCUCCGAUCGAUGCACUAAAGCGUCCGUAGUGAUUAUUAUGGCAACAUCAGCACGCAGCAGCAACAGCAGCAAACAAAUAUCGGGCUCACACAUACAAAAUCACAGAAAGGGAAAAACAAUCACACAAAUCACAACACCCCACGAAACGGGGCAAAAGUAAGGGUGGAAAGCUUUAGGGACAGGACAGAACACACCGAGACAGUAAUUGGAGGAAGAAACAUUCGCUCGAGGAGCUUGUGAAUGGUGAACGCGCGUGCUGUAAACGCAAUACUUGAUGCACUAUCGUAUCGUAUGUGUGCGUGUUUCAUUUCUCUUCACCGAUAGAGAAGCAGAGAUUUAGGGAGAACGGAGAGAGAGAAUGCCGGAAGUGGCUGUCAUUGCCAGCCACCAACCAACCAACCCCACAUCUCAAAGGGUUGGAAAAGGUUCGUAGCUUUGAGUCUUUCGAAGCCACCCAAUCAUCCCAAUCAUCCAGCGCGAAACCCAUCCUUUCCAUCUCCGAAUGUCCCUGUUGCCCCAUGCAAAUCACCCUGGUAGACGGCAUAACGGCCCUUCCGGUGUUGCUUUUGGUUGGGUGAGUCGAUCGGAUCGGAAGCUAAUAUAAAGCAAGCGAAGCAUUAUGAUGGAGGAAAUGGUGAAGGUUGGCGGAGAGAAAGGAACGACGGAAGAACAUGAAGCAUGUGUCAUUAUAUAAAACAUAAUUUAAUUUACUAUUAUUACUAUUUGAAAUAGAAAUAAAGAUUAGUUUUUUUCUGAAAAAUACCAAUAAAAACCGAUAAACAAAAUAAAAAAAAAGCUACAAAAACUACAAAA
This is a messenger RNA of Anopheles stephensi (Asian malaria mosquito), 9707 nucleotides long. Its product is annotated as terminal nucleotidyltransferase 5C. NCBI's taxonomy places the organism in Eukaryota, Metazoa, Arthropoda, Insecta, Diptera, Culicidae. Bases 1137 to 3128 code for a protein of 663 amino acids. Gene Ontology annotation, biological process: mRNA stabilization. Gene Ontology annotation, molecular function: poly(A) RNA polymerase activity; RNA binding. The record is from RefSeq and is a predicted model, not a curated record. The transcript is spliced from 3 exons.